AUGAGUGAUUCAGUUAAGAAGUUUAAUGUAUCACCGAAGGAAAUUCAAGCGUAUAAACUUGCUGGUGUCGUUUGUUUACGUGGUGUUUUAUCAUCCAUUCAAUGUGAUGAAAUGCUUGAAGCUUCUAUGGAGUUCGUGAAAGCAAAUAAAGGCCGUAUUCGUUAUGGCAAAGACGACAAACGCUUUUUUAGCGCUGCUUUCAUGGCAGACGCAAUUCCUGCGUUUGAAAAAUUUGCUAAAAAUUCACAAUUGCCAAGUAUCGCUGCUCAACUGAUGAACAAUGUAAAUAUGGUGCGAUUCUUCUACGAUCAAUUGUUUAUUAAAGCACCUGGAACACAAACUCGAACUGCAUGGCAUAACGAUUUAUCAUUUUGGCCAUUUCGUGGCAAUGACUUAAUAUCGAUAUGGUGUGCGCUGACACCAGUUACACGAGAGUCCAGCGGUGUCGUAUAUGUACCCGGAACUCAUUUGAAUAGAACUCUCUACCAAGCAGUAACAGCAGAUGAGGAUGAAAAAUUUAUAGAUCCCAGUCGCGUAGCAUGUCCAGACUUUAGCCAAGAUCCAAACCUUUUAUCAUGGGAAAUGAAACCGGGCGAUGUUCUCUGUCAUCAUCCACUAACUAUUCAUGGGUCGGGUCCGAAUCAUUCGUUGACCGAUCAACGUGUAGGCUUAUCAUUACGUUAUCUUGGAGAAGAUGUAAGCUGGUAUCCAUCGAAAUAUGUAAUGCAGAUUCCUCGAGAUGUACAACGUCUAUCUGUUGGAAAGUAUCCAGAUGAUGACAGAGUGUUUCCACCUAUUUAUAUUGUCUAG
Rotaria sp. Silwood1 is the source of this 810-nucleotide messenger RNA. The record is from the annotation of a GenBank genome assembly. NCBI's taxonomy places the organism in Eukaryota, Metazoa, Rotifera, Eurotatoria, Philodinida, Philodinidae.